Messenger RNA from Prorocentrum cordatum, 1583 nucleotides. The record is from the annotation of a GenBank genome assembly. Lineage: Eukaryota; Dinophyceae; Prorocentrales; Prorocentraceae.
CCGUAGCGAGCCAUUUGGGCUCAAGCCACUCUGACCAAUAUUCUAUUUCACAGCAAAGGAUGAUUCACGCCGGCGGCGGCUUCGGUAGCGGCGGCGUGGGCAUGGGUUACGGCGACGCGUACAGGGGCGACGCGAAUUAUUGCGGCGGUGGCGCGGCUUACGGUGGUGCGUACGGCGGCGACGCGGGUUGCUGCGGCGGCUCGGCGGGCUACGGGUACGGCAGCGCCUCUGGCUUCGGUCUCGCCGGUGGCAUGCCGCCACAAACUCAGACCUACAUGGGGCCUGGUGGUGACUACGUGCAGGAGACGACGUACAAAUACGUCGGCAUGGGGGCGGGCGGCCCGCAAGCAGUCUCGGAGACGGUCAUCUCGAGUACAUUGCCCCUGCCUCGCCGUGGCCCCCAUUGCUGUUGCCUGUGCCUGAUCCCCGUGCUACUGUCGCUUCUGUUGCUCCCGCUGCUGGGCUGGUUCCUCAUGGGCUCGACCAGCACUACGACGACCACCACGGCUCUCAUCACCACUCCACCACCGCCACUGCUGGCAGCGCCGCCGACGCCUCCGCCUGAUGCUCCGACCACGAGCAAGAAAACCACCACGGAGGCUCCGCCGCCGCCCCCGCCACCGCCGCCUCCGCCUCCGCCGCCCCCCCCGCCGCCGCCGCCGCCCCCGCCGCCGGAGCCGGCGACGACCACGGAGAAGAAGGUGGACUGCGCGGAAGGUGAUCCGCCGUCUUGGGAGGUAUCCAAGAGGGUCACGUGCUGCUUGCAGGCUGGCAGGGGGUGCCCCACGACGCCUCCGCCGCCGCCGCCGCCCCCGCCGCCGCCGCCCCCGCCGCCAGCCCCAGUGGCGCCGCCCCCGCCGCCCCCGCCGCCACCCGCGCCUGUGGUGCCGCCUCCGCCACCGCCAGCUCCUGUGGCCCCGCCUCCUCCAGCCACGACGUCUGAGCCGUACGAUUGCGCGGCUGGGUAUUCGAAUUGGGAAGCGGGGUGGUCUGCAGACAAGAAAGGCUGGUGCUGUUCCAACAAGCACAUGGGCUGCGUGGAGACGACGCCGCCACCGGCCCCACCUUCCGAACCGUACGACUGCAACGCUGGGUAUUCGAAUUGGGAAACUGGCUGGUCGCCGGAGAAGAAGGAUUGGUGUUGCGCAGAGAAGAAGAUGGGUUGCAUCGAGGCCGCAUCUAAGCCUUAUGAUUGUGACGCAGGUUAUUCCAACUGGGAGGCUGGAUGGAGCGACGACAAGAAGGAAUGGUGCUGCACCAACGAGCAGAGGGGCUGCCCGAAGUGAGCUUACAGAGGCAACAGGGUGUCUACGCAGUGCCGUGCUCAGACCAUGCGCAGUACAAGUGAAGGAUCCGGGAUAGUCUCUUCGGGCGUGGUAAGGUCUUCUGGCGGCCAGCACUCCGCGCCACCAUUCUCUUCAUGUGCUCGGGAUUUGGGCAGAGACGCUGCUCGAGGCAUAUAUCCCACUGCUCCUCUCGACAGGCAAAGGUACUGCGAGAUGUGAGCACGAGUAAUCUUUCCCCAUCGGAUCAGUAUCGACAUUUACAUCCGAGACGUGAUGGUGAUCGCGGGUGCGUGGGUG